Messenger RNA from Plasmopara halstedii, 3807 nucleotides. RefSeq names its product n-acetylglucosamine-1-phosphotransferase subunits alpha. The record is from RefSeq and is a predicted model, not a curated record. Gene Ontology annotation, cellular component: Golgi apparatus. The transcript has a single exon. NCBI's taxonomy places the organism in Eukaryota, Oomycota, Peronosporomycetes, Peronosporales, Peronosporaceae. Gene Ontology annotation, molecular function: transferase activity, transferring phosphorus-containing groups. Bases 1 to 3807 code for a protein of 1268 amino acids.
AUGAGCUCGUCGCGAUCCCGUUCUAGCGUCUUCAUGCUGCUGUUUUUCUUCCUCGGUGUAUUGCUCACGUCUACGAGCUUCAUAUUUCUUGAAUGGAAACGUAUAGACCGUAACAAUAUUGGCAAUGUCAAGUCCAACGAUUAUCUUUCCUACGGCCCAAUCGAUGUCGUGUACACGUGGGUGAACGGUACCGAUCCACGAUGGAAGAGAGAGAAGGAAUUCUGGCACAAACAUUGGAUUGCAUCCUUAACUGGUCAACCACUACCCGUUUGGGGUCAGGAUACUGACGUUUUAGGCAAAGACGACUCAAAUUCUGACAAUCGAUUUCGAGACAAUGAAGAGCUUCGGUAUUCCCUUCGAUCUCUUGAAAAGUACGCACCGUGGGUACGUCAUGUUUAUAUUGUAACUGAUGGUCAAAUUCCAUCGUGGCUUGAUAUUGAUUCACCAAAUCUUAGCAUUAUCAAGCAUCGUGACAUCUUUACAAACUCCAGUCACUUGCCCGUCUUUUCAUCUCCAGCUAUUGAAUGGAAUCUUGACAAUAUCGAUGGACUUAGUGACAUGUUUCUUUAUUUUAAUGAUGAUGUCUUUCUUGGAUCACCUGUACGACCAGAAGACUUUGUGAGUCAAGCAGGUGUACAAAAGAUCUACUUUGCGUGGGAAAUUCCACAAUGUGCUGAUAGAUGCUGGGAAGCGAAUUUAGGAAAUGGUCGAUGUGAUCGAGAGUGUAAUGUUACAGCUUGUGACUAUGACAUGGGAGACUGUGGAUGUGAUGUGAAUUUAAUCGAUGACUCAUUACAUUGUGAUCCCGAAAAGGUAGCAAGCAUUCUGGAUCAUACACCGAAUCCAAUGAAAAUUAGCAAUCAUUUGUGUGAAGGAAUGUGUCAAUACUUUUGGCUUGGAAAUGGAUUAUGUGAGCGAUCGUGCAAUAUAAGCUCAUGUGCGUUUGAUGGAGGAGAUUGUCGAGUGGUGGAAUCACUGGAAAGUCACUACCCACAUGUUUUAGAUGACGAAGAAGCGACAAAGUUAUCGCCUUUGAUUAAGGAAUUAUGGUCUGCAGAAGUUAAGGAAAACCAUACAUUAGUACAUGUGCCAUUGGACGUAAAUGCGACGUAUUUGAAUCUGACUGAUGCUUUUGGUGUCAAUGGAAGUAUUUUUAGUGCUGUGCAUGAUAAUGGCGAACUUAUUCGCUUUGCUUCGAUAUACGAGACAGAUUUAGUCUUGAUUUUAGUAUUUGGUCGCGAUCGGAAUGCCAAACCCAUGACUAGUAGUGUCCAGAUGACAAUCAUCGGAGAGAAUGCAAAGGGCGAUUCUAUUCAAUUGGACUUUUCGAUUGUAAGGGGAAACAAGCAGAUGGACGCUGCAAAUUUUCAAGAGAUUCGAGAAGUAUCAAGUGGAAUGUUCACAUUUGAGAAUACGAGUGUUCGGCCUUACCACAUUCGAUUGCCUUUUGGAUUUCGACAAGCUACUUUCCGGAAUAUCAUUUCAUCGCGUGACGAAGAUUUAAAGUUGAUUCUAACCGAAGAGAAUGUUGAAUCUUUGGUGGAAGAACAGAUGGUGUACGUAGCUAAUCAAUUAGCCCAUGAGAAAGUUCUUGUUGAGGUCUUUUUACCAUUUAAUCUUACUGGAAAGAAGUUGAUAGAUGGUGAGUUUCUAAAUCUUGGUUGGAAUUUAGACUUGCGUCUGCAUAACGACGAAAACGAUUUGGACUGGAGCGAUGACGAUAUAUGUCAAUUAAUUGUUCCAAACAAAACAUUGACGUCAUUGAGUGCUGCCAAAAGUGAAGUUGAAGAGACUGUCGUGGAUGAUAAGCGUAAUUUGAAUGAUCAAAUCGAUGAAACUAUUAAACUUGCUGGUGGAGACGAGAGUUUUAUAAGAGAAGAAGUGGAUCAGGAUGCUGAGGAUCACUUAUGCCGCCUUGCAGAGAAUAACCGUGGCAUCUAUAUUACAGUGCAAAUACCGACGAAAGACGAUAUCAUUGCAAGGUCGGCUUUCGAAAAUGAGGAAUGGGACAUCUUUAACACACCCACAGCAAGUGAUUUAAGUGCGAGUGAUAGUAAUGUUGUUGAUACUGAAAAGAAAGAAAAUUUCAAGAUGCUAAAUGAGAGAAAGAUGAGUCCACAAAUUACCGAUGGCAAACUCUGCUUCUAUGACACGGACCGUGCAGAUCCAUGGCGCUAUCGAUAUUGCUUUGCUCUCGCCAUGGGUCAAUAUCACUUGACAAAAGUGGACGUGGUACAUAAACCAACGCUGUGGGAUCGUAAGCAUUUACGAAAGCGAAAAAUUCUUUUCUCACCGGAAGAUAAUCUGGCUUUGCUUGAGUUUGAUGAUCAGUGUAUUGACACGACCGAAAGGUAUAUUGGCAUUCAACCUCAACUCUGCUAUCCAAACGAAGCUACGGUCUUGCGUGAUUACGAUCAAGACAAAAUGAAGGUGGAUCCACGUCAAGAGAACGAAGAGGAAGGUCGCCGUCUUGCGUGUGAAGCACAACAACGGCGAUUAGCACUUCGCGAAGAGCGUGAGAAAGAAAUGCGAGAAGCUCAAGCAAACAGUAGCUUACUAGAACGCUUAAGUCGCUUUGUUGGAACCAUCCAACUAGCAAUUGGGUUUGGAAAUGUUGUAUCGACUAAUGAAAACAUCGAAGACGUGCAGUAUGCAGACGUAUGUGGUCCUUUAUCAUCGACAAAAUCAAGAAGAGAGACGCAAGAAGUGACGACAAAGGAUGUUCAGGCUCACUUGUCAAAAGACACGUUUGGUGAUUCGCUACGGUAUGUCAACAAGCUGUACAAUCGUGUUUUUGGAAAACCAAAGACUUCUGAACGCCGUCGCGUGCCGUCGCACAUGCCGUUUUUGCUCCAAAAGUCGAUUAUUCGCGAGAUUAAAGACUUUUGGACAAAAGAGAUUGAAAACACCUCGACACAUCGUUUUCGCCACCCUCAGGACAUGCAAUUUAGUUUCUCUUACUUUCAUUAUUUGAUUAAUCGCGCCAAGAUUCACCCUCACACACUGCAAGAUAUUUGGCGGGAAUACCUCGAUGCAAAUCGUAACGGUGUCUUAGAUGAGGAUGAAGUUUUGACGGCUGCUAGCUUAGCUCAUGGAGACGCUCCACCAGAAGAUUUUGUCACCACCGUACGCAACUGCAUUCAGCCUGCAAAGCGUGAAAAAGUGCGGGAGUUUCCAACAGGUGAAGGUACUAUAAGACUUCAAGAGACAUUGACACCGUACAUUACAUUGGAGCAACUUGAACGCUGUCCAUCCGUGCGGGAUGCUUUGAUCCAAAAUGUUCGCUACGAGAAUCAAGUUGAAUUAAUGCCAGAGACGGAAGUCACGUUUCAUAUGUUAAGCGAUAAUUACAAGUUUGCGUGGAAACAAAUGAUGGGGACGCGAGCGCGUCGGACGAAGUUUGUGUGUAUCAAUGACGAUAUGAAAUCACCAUCGAUGGCUGUAAGUCAGAUUCUCCACGAGCUAUUUCUGUCCAUUUGGCCCAAACGCUCGCAAUUCGAGCUGCCAUAUCAUCUUAAAAAUCGCUACACGCACAUUGAUGAAUACACUGCUGCACACGAACGUCGUCAAACUGCUGUAGUUGUUGCUAUUGUGAUUGUCAUGGUACUUGCUUUCGUCUUUCGCACGACUCUUUUCACAUUAUUUGGUUUUCAAACAAUUGCACGAGCAAGAGCGAUCUCAGCAUCACAAUUAACUCAUGAACUGCAAAAACAACAAGAAGAUGAAGUGAAAAUACGUGGGAAAAGCUGGAACUUAUCACCAAAGUCGAACAUUAACAAGUCAAAAAAGGCAAUCGAAAAGAAAUGA